AACAUCACACAAACGAAAACAAUAUUAAAGAAAUAAUUAGCAUCACGUUGUUCAAACUAUGUUUCUAUAGUUACAACGAAUACAUAAAAAAAUAUACAACUCCAGAACCAGUGGUAUAAAUACACAACGCAUUAUUCUUCAUAGUGCUUCAAGAAUAAAAAAAGAUAACCCCAAAAUCAGAAAAAACCAUCGUCUUCAUCACCAUUCAAAACAUGGCCACCACAAUAUCUUGUGAUUUCUCUUCAAUGGAAUCUAUUCAACACUAUCUUCUUGAGCCUGAACACGAUUCCAACGCUCUCAUGAACAUUUCCAACCACGAAGUUUGCUAUUCUGCAACGUACAAUGCAUUCCCAAGCCCUACGUUCAGCUUGGAGGGUGUCGUCCAUGAUGCAAAAGAUUCCUUAGCAUGCAAAAGAGAACACCCUAGGGAGGAGCGUGAAGUUCACGCGCCACCGGUAUGGAAGCAUUACCGGGGUGUGAGGCGUAGGACUUGGGGCAAGUUCGCGGCAGAGAUAAGGGAUCCAAAGAAGAAUGGUGCAAGGAUUUGGCUAGGCACUUAUGAAACUGAAGAAGCAGCGGGUUUAGCUUAUGAUAGAGCUGCUUUCAAAAUGCGUGGCAGCAAAGCUAAGUUAAAUUUUCCUCAUCUCAUUGGCUCUCACGCGCCUCCGCAGCCAGUGAGAGUGACAAAGGCUUUGAAGCGAAACUCGCCAGGGAAGAGGAAAAAUUUGGCUGACUUGUUAAACAGGUUGGCCAAGAAUAGAAGCCAAAUACUUAUACAGGUGCUUGAAAUGGGUUUACAUGCAAAUUAUGUCAAUGUUGAACAAUGGUAGAGUAAGUUGAAUGUGUUAUGUUGUGGUGCCAUUAAUAUAAGGUUCUAGGUGUUUUUUUUUUUUUUUUCAAGAACUGUAUACAGUUGUUUGUUUCCGUAGUUUGGAUUUUUUCAAUGAUUUUUGCUUACACUCCUUGAUGAAAUUCUGGGGGUGAAA
Molecule: messenger RNA, 986 nt
Organism: Glycine soja
Lineage: Eukaryota; Viridiplantae; Streptophyta; Magnoliopsida; Fabales; Fabaceae
Product: ethylene-responsive transcription factor 2-like
Exons: 1
Coding region: 213-830 (205 amino acids)
Biological process (GO): ethylene-activated signaling pathway; regulation of DNA-templated transcription
Molecular function (GO): DNA binding; DNA-binding transcription factor activity
Source: RefSeq, a predicted model, not a curated record